Molecule: messenger RNA, 1110 nt
Organism: Cotesia congregata
Lineage: Eukaryota; Metazoa; Arthropoda; Insecta; Hymenoptera; Braconidae
Source: the annotation of a GenBank genome assembly
AUGUACAAAGAAGCAAUAAUUUGUAUAAUCGGUACUUUUUGUAUUUUGCAAAUAGUUGAUUCGCAUGCUGAAAUUGCAUCAAAUAGUUUCGAUUCAAAAAAUGAAGCUCAGGAUAUAAAAGAUAUUGUUUAUCCUGAGAGUCAUGGUGAAUCAAAAUUUUGUUUUCAACCAUCAAGAAUAGCGGAUAAUUCGUCUAUGCCGUUCGUGGAAUUAAAAAUUGAUAGCUUUCCACCAUUUAGUCGAUCAAAAAAAUCUUCUGGAAUUGUAGCAAAGGAAAGAUUUUUUCUUUUCGUAGUAGAGCCAUCGUAUUUAAAAUACGCACGUGAAGAAUUAAGACUGAUCAAAAUAGGCUUAAACUUUUGCGACUCUUAUCUGGGUCCAUUUUUAGUCAUAAUAGCUAUGGUGGCUAUUUUCAUUUUCUAUGGUGUGAGCAAUCUGUAUUCAUUUUACAAAUGGAAGUCCAUAAAUAAAACCCUCCAAAACCUUCCAAAGGAAAGUCACAAAGAAAAGAUAAAAUUAGUAAUAAAGUUGCUACUCGUUCUCGUUGGUUCCAUUUUGUUAUCAUUUCUUUUAUAUCGACUAUUCAAUCUUCCUACCGAAGAUAAUGAUUUAUUCUAUGAACAAAAAGUUCGCUUUGAUCUGGAUCAAGAAUCAAAAUUAUGUUUAACACCACAACAAUUCGCGGAAAAACUGGCUACAACUUUAUCUGAAAAGAAAAUAAAUGGCACUACAAAAUUUAAUCAAGCAGAUAAACUUGUCCAAGAUUUUCACCAGGAAGAACAGCAUAUUCUCAUUAUAAGACAGAGGGAUUCAAUUUAUAUAAUUGACGAUAAUUUUUGGCAUAGAAGGGGAGUCCACUCGUUCUUUUGUAAAGGAUAUGUACUGUUAUUGUUCUUAAGUGUAUUCCCCAUAAUUAUGGUGAUUAUCAUUAUUUUAUUGAUUUAUUUCAUAAAGCUUCUUGUAAAGUGGACUUAUGUGUUACUGGAUCGUGUUUCUGACAUGAAAAAAGAACUUGGUUCUGAAGUUAUAGUUACACCAGUAUUAACUUUAGAAUCUAAUCUCAAGGGUAGUGUGACUUCAGAAUCAUGCACAGAAAAAAAGUGUUUAUGA